Messenger RNA from Postia placenta MAD-698-R-SB12, 1953 nucleotides. RefSeq lists its product as hypothetical. The transcript is spliced from 6 exons. NCBI's taxonomy places the organism in Eukaryota, Fungi, Basidiomycota, Agaricomycetes, Polyporales, Adustoporiaceae. Bases 1 to 1869 code for a protein of 622 amino acids. Gene Ontology annotation, molecular function: FAD binding. The record is from RefSeq and is a predicted model, not a curated record.
AUGCCUGCUCGUAACACCCCCCGUACUGUUGACGUCGUCGUCGUGGGUGGUGGCCCUACCUCACUUAUCACUUCCUUUAUCCUCGCAAAGAAUGGUGUUGAUGUCAUGAUCGUCGAACAAUAUGAGCGCGAGGAGCAAGCCAUGUAUGGGCGAGCGUGUGUUUUGUACCCUCGCUCCUUGGAGCUACUUGACUUGAACGGACUGUACGAGCACAUGGCGGAUAUGGGCUUCAUAAUCAGAGACUCGGUCACAAUCAACGAUGGGAAGGUGGUUCCAGGGAGAGGCUGGCAUUUCGUGCAGGAUGUAAUCAACGGGCACUGUUGUCUGGAUUUCUGUCUUAACCUCCGUCAGAAGUACGUCGAAGAUGCAGUAAAGAGUGCCCUCGAUCAAGUGAACCCAAAGAUAUUCAACGCUCCAGUCAAAUUCCUCAACUACACUGUCGACAACUCUGGCACAUUUCCGGUCACGUCAACACUGCACCUGCAAAGCGGCGAAUUUAUUCAUGUACGAAGCAAAUACCUUCUAGGGGCGGACGGCGGACGCUCAACAGUCCGUUCUCUCUCGAUGAUUGGAUUUCCGGGCACCAUGUCGCCGCAUAAAUGGGUCCGCCUAGAUGCAGUGGUGAAAACAGACAUGCCGUGUAGCCGGAUGACAGCUACAGCCAUUGAGUCCCAGGAGCACGGAAACGUUCUCUGGCUUCCGGUAGAUCACGGGCGCACACGCAUCGGAUUUGUUUUCCCGGAUGAGCUGUACGGCGAGGAGGGCAAGGGGGUAACCGUCGACAUGGUCAUGGAAGAGGCCAAGAAGGCGCUGCGCCCGAAUUCACUAGAAUUUGUGACGCUGGAUUGGUGGACGGUGUACGCGAUUGGACAGCGUGUGGCCGAAAAGUUCAGAGAUGGGCCAGUCCUGUUGGUCGGCGAUGCGGCGCACACCCACUCGUCCGGAUCUGCACAGGGCAUGAACACUGGCAUACAUGACUCCACAAACCUCGCGUGGAAGCUUGCAGGCGUUAUCAAGGGCUGGUACAAGGAGGAUGUCCUAGACACCUACUCAACAGAGCGCCGGGCGAGCGCACAGCGCCUAAUCGAACUUGAUCGAGACGUUGCGGCCCUGAUAUCGGGCAAGAUCCCAGAUCGCUUCCAAGCACCGCCCGGCUCUGAUGCCAACGAAUACCUCGACAGGGUCUUCCGCGAAAGCGCAGGGUUCACUGUCGGCCUCGGAAUCUCCUAUGCAAAAAACGUCCUCAACCGCGCACACGCGUGGGAACGCCAACCAACGAGCGUCCCCGUCGGGCACCGCGCACCCGACGCGCGUGUGUACCGCCAUGGCUCGCCUGUGCCGCGGCGACUGUACGAGCUCGCGGCAUCUUACGGAAGGCGGUUCACGCUCCUCGUCUUCGCGGGCGAAGUGCAACCGGAGGGCGAUGCAACGCGCCUCAAUCGUCCAUGCGCGGAGAAGUACCGUGCGCUGCGGCACUACAUGGACUCACCCGGUGCAUUCUCGAGGAACCUGGCAGACGUCUUCCAGCUGCUGACAAUCCUUCGUGGGGAGGGCACCUUGCAAGUUUCGGAGACGCUCGGAGCGCUCCCGCUGGGGCGGGCCGUACACGACCUAUCGGGUGAGGCGUACGCGCAGUAUGGAGUGGAUGCGCGGGAGGGAGCGCUGGUGGCAUUGCGUCCCGACGGCAUCGUGGGAUGCGUGGCACCGCUAGACGGCUGGACUGCGUUGGCCAAUUACUUCGGCGAGUUUGUGCACCCUGCCGUGCAGAGGGCACAGAAGGCAGUGAAGAAGGACGUCUCGUUCGCGGUCGGCGAGCUCUCUGUGGAAGGCCAAGAAGAGACACAUGCGGUGCUGCAGCGAUCCAAAUAGUUUUGUCCCAGCUUUCAUGUUGAUUGUAUGUAUACUAUAAUUCGCUGCCUUGCGUCGAGCAAUAUGUUAUCGGUCUACGCCAAA